AUGACUGACAGAAAAAGGAUUCUGGAUGAGAUGGAAGCAGUACAGAGCCUCCUGCCUCCAAACUGCACCGCCCAGCCCUACAUCUCUGUCCUCAUUAACAUCACUCACUUCAUCUUGGAGUCUGGCCAAGGCAACAUGAGUCUCUGGGCAAGUUUUGAGAGUGCAUCAGAAGAAAAUGUGUCCAUCAUUUUUGGUCAGCUGGGAAAACUCUUGAGCACGCUUUGGCCUCGUAUCAUGGGAGGCCAAGGGUUACAUACAAUGGCUCCAUCUCUGGAGGGCUUUGUUCAUCUUGCACCAGUCCUAGAAGAGGUGAUGACUGGAAAAGCAGACAAGGAAACAUGGGACAAACUUGAAAAGCUACUAGAGUCCCUUCUGUCAACCCUCAAAGGAACAGAGCUGUGGGACGGCACCCCAUCUGUUAUCCCACAGUUUGAGAAAAUCAUAAGAAGCUUGGUGAACACUGUGCAGGCACAAAACGUGAUGAUACAAAGCCUUCAGAUGCCUGUGGUGGCCCUGAUGAGAGAAAUUGCACAGUCUGCAAACUCCACUCAUUUUAACUUGUCUGAGAUCUCCCAAAGAAUGCAGCCUGCCAUUGAACACACGCUGGAGCUAGCUGAGCAGGCUAAUGGCACGUUGAAGUGCAGUGAAGUUCUCAUAGCAUGGGAGCCUGUAAGAGAGGCGGCAGGGCUGAGCCCCUCCGCCAUGUCUAUGUGGUGUGACAUCCACCUGCAGCCUGUUCUGGAGGCCUAUGCUGAGGCCCAGACCGUCUACGCCCCCAUGAACACGAGUCACAUGGGUGUGGGACCAAUGACAGUGAGCGCCACAGCUGCCAGGAUCGUCAAGAGUGUACAGUCCCUCUACCAUGCCAACAUGAACAGCUCAAUUGUGUCACAGCAGCUCAUCAUGGUGAUCGUCAGCCAGCUCUCUGGGCUUACAGGCCAGUCUCUGAGCCCUGAGGCAGAGCUUUACUGGUACAAGCAGCUCCAAGAUGUGCAGCUGCUAAACAGUUUGAGUUCUUUCAAAAUGCUCUCUGAAGAGCUGGUAAACGCGGCCCCAUUCAUCCAGCCUUACACUGAUGCUUUAGAGGAAGCACUGAACCACAUCCUGGGCAACUACGAUUUUUUUGAAGACAGCAACUCAUCCGAAGACAUCUUCAGAGAAGCAGCAAUGAUCUUCCUAUCAUCUGCAAACAUAACAUUGGACAAUUCCAUGAUGUCAGGCAAUUUCUCUGGGCUCAAUGUAGAAUCUCUAACCAACAUGAUAAAGGAAGCUGUCCAACAGAUCAUUGACAUGCAGAUAUUUGGGAAUGAGCCUAUUCUUUACCAAGCCUUGGAGCAGUUUCUGGCAUCCAACGAAUCAAGCAUGAUUGUGCAGAAGGUGUUCGACAUGGUUGCAUGGUUGGCCUCCACUAAAUCAUCUGGGUUUGACCUGCUGACUCAGGUUCUGCCUAAAAUCUACGACAUAGUCAGGCCUCUCCUGUCUGUUCUGACCCAGUUGGGUUUGGACAUGUCUUCAAACAUGGAGCUGUUUGAAGACCUAGCUGGAAACAUCAUAGCAAUGCUGAGGCAGCUGGUAAGCACCAGUGGUCUUCUGUCCCCCAAGGACCACCGACCAAGUAUGUAUGGAAUGAGCGGUGGUAACCAUACAACGAGGGUCCGAAACCGACGCGAGGCCCCAUCGAUGAUGGCAAGGGAUCCCAUGGAUGACUUCAUAGACAUGUUCUACAUCGACUACCCUACCAUGUUCAAAGCCAUUUCUGUUCCUGUUUCUACAAAUGAAAUCCUGGAGACUGUCCACUUGUUCUUUGCCAAUCCUGAUAUGAACGUUGUGGUGAAGGGAGUUACAAGCGACAUGCCGUGGGGCUUGAACGCCUCUCGGGAAGACACCAUUGAUGCUGCCCUUCGCCUGCUCUCCUUCGUCACUCUGCCUAGCAUGUUUCAGAUGUAA
Messenger RNA from Notothenia coriiceps (black rockcod), 1947 nucleotides. RefSeq lists its product as uncharacterized. The transcript is spliced from 9 exons. Lineage: Eukaryota; Metazoa; Chordata; Actinopteri; Perciformes; Nototheniidae. Bases 1 to 1947 code for a protein of 648 amino acids. The record is from RefSeq and is a predicted model, not a curated record.